Vespa mandarinia (Asian giant hornet) is the source of this 5705-nucleotide messenger RNA. RefSeq names its product sperm flagella and cilia-associated protein 2. The record is from RefSeq and is a predicted model, not a curated record. Lineage: Eukaryota; Metazoa; Arthropoda; Insecta; Hymenoptera; Vespidae.
AUGGGCGAAGUGUUGAAAGAAUGGUUUAGAAAGACAUUAGGAGUGUUGAUGGAACUAACGCCGGAAUUGUUCGGACAUUACACGAGAGACGGCAAUAUGUUGGCUAAAAUUCUUCACACUUACGGGAUCAUCAAUAACGAUCAAUUGGAUACGAUCAUUCAGACGGAAGAUCCUACUUUAUGUAGAGUGAACUUGAACUAUUUACGCCUUUGGUUACGUUUUAUCGGAAUUGACUGUAGCGAAGAUUGCAUCAAUGAGAUCAGCUGUGGUAAGGGCGCGACGGCACUUCAAUUAUUCUACAAAGUAUAUCUUUGCUUAGAGGGCAAAGACAAUUUGUACUUUGUCACGUUGCAAAAAGAACGAGAAAAAUAUAUUCCUAAUUCAAGGAAAUUCGACGUGAUACCAAUCCAGGAAGAACCUUCUUCUUACGAACCACCCGAUCAUCCUCUAUCGAAGCCUCUAACAAAGGCUUCCAGUACGAUAAAAUGGCAUCGUAAUAAGUUCCAAGAUGUAUUGAAAUCUUGCAGAAGAGAGAGAAAAAAGUUAGAGAGCUUGAAAAGGAAACCAUUGAAUAAAAUCGAUAUCAUUGAACCUAUCCUACCAAAAGUAUUUUGUGACACGACGAAGGGAGAUGAUAUUUUAAAAGAGAUGGACGAUUUUGCUCGAAAGCAUCGCAUUAAAACGUCCAAACGUGACGUAUAUGAUCCCUGUCUGACCGAUCAAACGUACGAUGAGAUAGAAAUAUCCGCGGAGGAUCCCGAGGCUGCGAAAGCUUAUGUAUCCUGGUUGAAAGAUCGCAAAAGAAAAGAGAACGUCGAGAAUGCUGUAAAAUCAAGAAUGCAAAACAUGCUGCUCUCGGAACUUUGGAAAGCGUUGUCCGAUAAGCAAGAGAAAAUUUACGAUGAGACGCUCGCUCGUCGUGCAUUGGAUUAUUCUCAUUAUGAGAAACAAAUGAUAACUAAAUUGUUGGAGGUACGUAAUUACAAAAAUGUUGUAACCGAGAACAGAAAGAUCGUGAAUCAAUUGAUGAUGGACGCUAAGGAGAGCAAAAUGCGAAUGGAGGAGGUACGAAAGCGCGAGGAACUCUAUUGGGAAUCCGAGGAUGUUGACAGCGAGUAUCAGAGAUUGUGCGAGCUACAUCGGAGGAUUCUUAAGGAGAAAUUAAAAAAAUUACGGGAAAAACACGAACGUAUCUGUCGAGAGGCCGUUCAAGAUUUGAUCGACGUCGCGUUAAAGGUAGCCGAAUAUCGAAGCUCCAACGAAGGUUACGUACCAAAGGUUAUUUGGAAGGAAUGGAAGACGUUGUUUCUAAAAUGUCAACCUAUAUUCGAACCCUUCGAGGAUGAAUUUUUCAAAGACGAAGAGGCCGAGAGGAUAGAAGAGAUCGAAGAAAUUGUUCGUUCAUUGAUGUACAGGGAAGAAGCUUUGAACGAAGCUAAUUUCGAGAGUUAUCAUACUUUGCAAUCACCGUGGGACGAUUACGUACCUCCGAUAGAAACUGAGAUCGAAGAAAUCAUGAAAUUGGGCGAACUCGUCUUAGGAUACAUCGUUCAUCGACUUUUAGAAUUCGUUUAUCCAUAUCCGAUUGGUCCUUUAGAACCUCCGGUAUCUAAGGUCAAAACCGCUGCUAUAAUAUUGGGUGUCGUAGAGCAAAGUUUGUACAAUCCUAUUCAAUUAUUAUUGGAAAAGAGCGGGAUUCGUUUGGUAUCGAUGAAGGACGCUAUUAAUUAUUGCUUGUUACGAUACAAGGAAGAAAUGUUGGACGUGAGAUACGUCGAUGCGAAUAUCGUUCGAGCUACCGAAGAAAUUUUUCAAAAAUCGACCGUAUCGAAACGCAAGUCCGAGGAUUCGAAGAAGAAUACGUUUACGGCUCGAUCGAGGAAAACCCUUCGAUCUAGUAAAAUCUCGGCAAUGACUAAAGAUAAAAAUGAGAAAGGAACAAAUGUCGAGAAAGAUUUGAAGGAGAAGGAAACUCAGACACCUCGUGUUAUACCUUACGACGACAUGGAUCCUAUUCUGUCAAAUGUUGCCUACGUUGGAAAAUGGACCUAUGAGUUUCUCAUCCUUGGUCAGCCGAUUUCGAACGAGCUUAACACGCGAAUACUCUUGGAGUAUCUCAGGAGUCUCGGUGAUGUCGAAGGAUGGGCAUUGAUCGAUUAUCCGAAUAGUUACGAUCAGAUGGCUCGUUUGGAAUACGCUUUAACAGGUCGUAAAAUUCCACCGGAUCCGACUGUCGUAAACUUCGAUAACGUUAACAACAUCGAGGAAAUCGAUCCGGUUUCACCGAGGAUAGUUUACGAGGAUACUGAAAUCGACGACUACGCUAUUUACAGGCAAUCGAAACUUUUGCCAAAUCCGAUCGCGAAGAGAGAGAUCUCGGAUACGACGACGUCGAGGAGCUUCAUGACGGCUUACGUCAGAGCAAUACCAAAGCCAAAGGAUCUCGACGUAGACCCGAACAAUCUGGUAGAAGUCUUGUCCGAAGAUGCGACCGUUCUUGACGAGUUUUAUGCCGAUCAGAGCGUCGCGUACGUCGUCUAUUACGAUUACUUCGACAUACACACGAUAAAGAAAAUUGCCAGGCUCGUGAUCGGAGAAAAAUCCUUACCGAGGACACCAUCCGUAGAGCUUUUCGGGAAUGUCGUUGCGUCGUUGGAAGAAGAAGAUAAAAAUUUGAAUAGAAAAGCGUUCCUCGAGAAGAAGUCUAUAGCCAGACGGAUUCUAUCCAAGUCGACUAUCGUCUCGAAAGAGAAAGAAGAAGAAGACGAACGGAGGGAGGGGGAGGGAGAGGAGGAGGAGGAGGAGGAGAAAAUGAAAAUGGACGUCGAAGCUUCUGGAGAUUACAUCGAUGUUUCACGAGCACCGAAACCCGGAGAAGAUGGAUGGGAAUGGAUAGAUUUUCCACAGAGUCCGGUACUGCUCGAUGCUCUGGCUACUCUUUGGGAAAACAUUGAAGAGAUUUACAUCGUCGAUCUGAUGGAAAUUUUCUCGUUAAAGAGAACACACUCCUCGGCUAUCAUACCUUACAAGGAUUUCGUAAUGAGAAACAUGAAGGAAUUCAUCGAGAGACCCGACACCAAACGGAUUCUCUUGGAAGAAUUUCAACGUUCGUACAAUGACGACAUAAGCGAGGACAUGAGAGACGACGAGGAAGUUAAAUGCGAAUUGCAUUGUCGUCUAACUGACUUUCAAACUCAUCUAUGGAAUAUUUGUGAUUCAAGAAGGUUAGAGGCCGAAGAGGAACGUCAGAAGAUCGUUCGAGAAGGUUGGACCGACGUUGAAGCCGUGACUCUCGUUAAUAUAUACAUUUCGAUUCUUCAGACCGAAAUCGAUCGAUCCGUCGAUACUCUUCAAAUGAUUCAAGAUUAUUAUAUGAGCAUGCUUCAAAAGCCGAUUCAAGAAUCGAGAUUAUCGAAAAUUUUACUCGACAGACUGAAGAUAUCGCAAAAGGAUGAGGUAUCCCAUCUACCGAGUAAGCUAUCUCAUUUUCACAUAGAGAAAGAUAAAAAAAAUAAAAAGGAUACUAAAUCGAGAAUUGAUUCGGAGAGAUUCGAUUAUGCCAAACCUAUUAUUGAUCCGAACGAGAUCACUCGUGAGAUCACGAAUUUAUUCGUCAACGUCGAAGACGAGAUGACAAUUUUCGAUUCAUCCGAGAGCAUCGUUUACAAAGCAAUUUCCGAUAAUGUCGAUUACGUUAGAAAUUUUUUACAAUUUAUCGCAAACAUUGUCAAUGAUACAUUAAAAAAGGAAGAGAAUAUUCUGACAACUCCAGAGAAAUCCAGAGAAAGAACAUGGAGAAAGGGUGAACUUUCGGCCGAACUUUCUAUCCUUGAAAAAUUGAGGACGAGAGGUCAGGAUCUUAUUCAAGAAUGGCGAUACGCUACUCUCUACGAAGUCAAUCGUAUGAGGAUCAGGUUGAAGGUACUUUUAGCAGCCGCCGAAGCUGACGUUGCUUUUCUCCUCGACACGAUGAGAUUCGUCUUUCGUCGGAUCUACGAACGAAUAGUCGACAGAUAUAGGAAAGAGAAGAAUAGCGUGGACGAUAUGAUAAAGGUCUUUUGUUUCGCCAUCGAAGAAGAGAAACCGAUUCAAGAAGAAUUAAUAUUGGACGGUGAAAAUUUCUACGUUAGAUCCGACGUUUUGAUGUUUCCAACGAAACCCGAGCCACCACCGAAAUUAACGAGAGAAACGAUAAAGCCAUCUCUAUUCACGAUCUCCCAAUUGGGUCGUCUGAUGAACGUCUUUAGAACAAUCGCACCGAGUGGAACGUUGCCCGAACGAUCUCUCGUUUAUGUUCUUCAAGACAUGAUAUCUUACAACAAGGAGGAAGAGGACGAUGGUUAUGGAUCGAUGCCGGUUCCCAUGUGUUGGCGACUUUUGCGUUCUUGCGACGUUUCAAAACUCGUAGAGAAUAUAUUUGGUCGUUGCGAGUACGUAGAUUGGCGUGAAUUCCUUAUAUACGCUAUGGAUCUUCCCACGCCAACACAAGAAGACAUUCUAUGCGCUCGCGAUAGAUAUAGAACGUUAGAUCUCGAUUCGAAAGAGAUCGUGACGAGAGAUCAGUAUCGUUCUGUACCAUUAUGGUUCUUCAAAUAUACGUAUGAUACUUCAUCGGACAUUCAGCAUAUAUUAUUCGAUGAUUUUCAAAGAUCAUUCGAAGAAUUAUUCGAAGAGGAAAAGGAUUUCGUUAAUCCUGACAAAUUGUUGGGCACUAUCAUUCCGGAAAGGGCAAUGGAUUACGUGCGUUCCUUAAGAGUUUCUAGGGGAAUUAAUGACGAUGUACUAUUAGAGGACGAGGAGGAGAAGAUAAUGGUCCAGAGGGAUGCCGAGGAGGCUUUGAGAUUCAUGUUGGCGAAAGAGUUGCUUUGUCAGAUGUACUUGAUCGAUCGAUAUUCGGUCAAUUAUACAGCUUUGCUCUUGGCAUUUUGCAAGGACGAGGAUCCUCGCGAGGGACUUGGAAAGGCACUCUCGUUAGCUAUCGGGGCUAGAGUGUGCACGGACUUCGAAGAGGGAGAGAAAUACGCCGAGAGGAUACUCAAAGAGAAACUAUUAUCCAUCCAAUUGGAAUCUAUGAAACGUCUUUUGCACGAAGAAGCAAUUCAAGUAAUAUUAAUUGAUACACUCUUAAUCACCUUGAUAGCUACAGAGAUAACAAAUCUCCUCUUUGACAAUGCUGUUGCCGAUGUGAUAAUAACGGAAGAAAAAGAAGAAUACGUAAAAAGAAGUGUAGUCGUAAUUCAGAAGCUUGAUGGAUCCGGCGAGUUUGAUAUUUCGACGUUAUUUCGUGAUAUGUCGGAUACGGAACAACGAACGAAUUCGAGUAGUGACAGCAAAAAUGAACUUGAAGCUAUGAUGUUUGAGAGUUAUCAAGAAUUUGAAGAAAGAAUCGAAAGAGAGAUGAUUCAUUGGCUGCCGUUUCACGUUUGCAUGGCAGUUUUAUUGGCUACCUUACCCUGGCACGCUUCCCAACCAGAUCUCUUUCAAACGACGAAAACUCUUCCUCAAUUAUUGCGUGACGUUUACGAUGACCUUUACGACGAAGAGCUGUCGAACGAAAAAGACAUAGUAUUGUCGCAUCGUUUCUUGAAUCACAAUUUCAUUAUGAAAUUGUUGAAUAGUACGAGCAAGUUCGUUGUUAAACAUCUCGGUAAUUUGUUUUCUGAAAUAAUAACGGAGGAACGGGAAAGGACUCCUCCAUAAACUUA